This is a messenger RNA of Anastrepha obliqua, 1596 nucleotides long. RefSeq lists its product as uncharacterized. Bases 50 to 1591 code for a protein of 513 amino acids. The transcript has 8 exons. The record is from RefSeq and is a predicted model, not a curated record. Lineage: Eukaryota; Metazoa; Arthropoda; Insecta; Diptera; Tephritidae.
AACUUUGAGCGAGCCGGUUGAAUGUAAACUGUGUGUGUAAGUUGUAAAAAUGGAAAAUAAUAUUUUGGAAUCUGCAGAAAAGGACGGACUGGAAUCUAUAUUAGACUCUUGGGGAUUCAGCUACAUUUUAAAAACAUUAAAAGAUGAAUCUAUAACACUUGAACGGCUAAGAUAUUUGGAAGAGCAGGACUUGACAUACUUAUUCCGGGAACGUAAGUUAGGAGAAAAAGUGGAGUUUCGUUUCAAGCUUCAGCAAUGGAAAAUCGCAAAUGGAUAUUCUGAUGUCAAAGCCUGCGAUACAAUAUCUGUAGACAUGACUUUCCUGGAAGACAUGGAAAAUUCACAAUAUUUAAACUGCAGUCAAUCAACAAGCUCUUUUUCUAAAGUUAUUAACGAUCCUAAUGGGUACCGCGGCUCCAUUAAUAUUCAAUCAGUAUUGGGUAGUCAUCCAAAUGGAUACUAUGUCAAUCAGACUUACAAAGAAACUGGAAAACUGAACGACGCAGCACGUAAAAUCCUAAUAGAUUCUAUAGUAACUUGGCACUUGAGACAUAAAAUAAAACUUGGAAGAAAAGAAUUUGAGCACAUUUCUAUUAAAAUUGAAGAAACAUUCAAUGAUGACAAGGCAAUUUAUUUUAAUUUAAUUGGAUCGCGGCCUUCAGGAAGAUUGUAUGACAAAUAUUAUAAUACUACAAAACGUUUAAAGAGAACGGGUGAAUUUGGUUAUGAAAAAAGCAAUAUAAGUGGUGAAUCCCCAAAAGCUGAUAUUUCAAACUGUGGAGAAGAAACAGAAAUUGCAAAGGCUCAAGAUUGGCUAAAAAUUUUUACGGAGCCGUGGAUUGACGUGCAGGAAAAUUGGCGAAAGUGUUUUAAAAAACGAAGACAAGAAAUUUUAAGCACAAACGGUACACAAAACAAAAUUUUUGAAGUCUUACAAAAUUGGAAGCUCUUUUCACAUUCAUUGGGGUAUAACCUGAUUCAAAUCGAUUUUAGUUAUUUGCAUCCACAUUCCACAUCCAUCGUCGAUAAAUGGAAGACCUUUAAUCUCAAAAUUAUCCCACUGCUAAAAACAAAGUUGACGGAUCCGGCGCACUUGCAACAAUUGGAAACAAUAAAAUCACAAGAAAAAGGUUCAGAACAGAUCAUUGCACUACUGCUUCAUGUUUUGCUGCGUCCAACAAUAAAACGAAAAGCAAAUACCGCAAGAAAGAUUUACCGUUCUACUAUCAAAGAUUCGCAGAUGUCGUUUAUUCUUCAUGUUGUUACGGCAAAUGAUGUUGAAAACUGUUUAAACAAGCUGAAGACUUCCCUUUAUGAUCGCGGUGAGACCUUACAACCAAUAAUUAUUGCAGUUGGCUACAAUUUAUGUGACGCUAAAUUUUAUGUUUACUUUGAUGAAAUCAAAUAUGAGAUGCCCUGUUUUUUGAGUGCGUUUGAUACUUGCUUUAAGACAUUUCAUGUCCUUCAUUUAAAAUACCCCAGUGAUAGCUUAGAAUUUUGGUUGUUUGUUCAAAAGUAUUUUUAUUCGAUAAAUUUAGAAGGCGACAGAGCAUCCCCAAAUGUACUGUGUUUAAUUAACGAUCUUAAAUAAUAUGU